Messenger RNA from Erigeron canadensis, 1500 nucleotides. RefSeq names its product SKP1-like protein 21. Gene Ontology annotation, biological process: SCF-dependent proteasomal ubiquitin-dependent protein catabolic process. The transcript has 10 exons. Gene Ontology annotation, cellular component: nucleus; cytoplasm. The record is from RefSeq and is a predicted model, not a curated record. Gene Ontology annotation, molecular function: cullin family protein binding. NCBI's taxonomy places the organism in Eukaryota, Viridiplantae, Streptophyta, Magnoliopsida, Asterales, Asteraceae. Bases 213 to 1310 code for a protein of 365 amino acids.
UAAAUACCGAAAAUAAAACACACAAAUUCUCUUGUAUGUCGCUCUUAUCCAAUUAAUUGAUUCCAUAAUAGCCGCCAAUUUCACACAAAUUUUAAAAGCCCUAAUUCUUAAUUUAUUAAUUAAUCAGAAUUAGAUCUUCUUUUCACUCAGGCUAGUAGGCUACACCUAAUCGUUGGGUCACUCGGUUUUUGCUUAUUUAUCGUGCUGACAUAAUGUCAGAACCGGAUGUGAUCAAACCCGAGAUGAUGAAGUCUUAUAUAUGGCUACAAACUGCUGAUGAAUCAAUUCAGCAGGUUGAACAGGAGGUUGCUAUAUUUUGUCCCUUUAUAUGUCAUGAGAUACAUGCAGGGAUGGGAUCUUCAAAGACUCAUCCAAUAUCUCUUCCAGCUCGAGUGAAUCCCGUCACGUUAAGUUUAAUACUUGAUUAUUGCCGAUUUCAUCAAGUUGCAGGGCGUUCUAACAAGGAACGGAAGUCAUUUGAUGAGAAAUUCAUCCGCAUGGACACAAAUAGGCUGUGUGAGUUGACAUCUGCUGCUGACAGUCUACAAUUAAAGCCAUUAGUUGAUCUUACCAGCCGGGCACUUGCAAGAAUGAUAGAAGGAAAAACUCCCGAAGAGAUUCGUGAAACUUUUCAUAUACCUGACGAUCUAACAGAGGAAGAAAAAUUAGAGCCUUUGAAGAAUAUAACUGAUGAUCCGCGGAUACGAUUAUUGAAUAGACUAUAUGCAAGAAAGCGGAAAGAACUAAAAGAAAAGGAGAAACUCAAGAAUGUUGAGGUUGAAGCAGAGCAUGUAGAUGAUCGUUCAGUGGAUGAAUUAUUGUCGUUUAUUAAUGGAGAAAAUGGAGAUUCAAAGGAAGUAAAAACAGCAAAGAACAAAAAGAAAAACCGUAAAAGAAAGGACCAACUAAAGAAUGCUCCUGUAUGCGCAAAUGCCUCUUCUUCUCCAAACAAUGCCAACAAGGAAGCGAAUGGUAUUAGUUCUGUGGGGCAUGAUGAGAGGGUACAAGGUAAUUGCUUACCCGAUAUCAGUGAGCUUUUGAAGUUACAAAAUGCAGAAGAUGAUAGAUUUGGACUUGAGGAUGAGUUUGAUGAUUGUGAUAUAGGAGAUGAGAUAGAUCCGGAAAUAAAAGAACAAAUUGACCGAGAAGUGGAGGACUUUGCUCGAAGGUUGAAUUCCGAUUGGCCAGAGAGAGUGCAAGAGCUUUUAUCUCUUGGCCAAGAACGAAGACCAAGUUUAUAUACUGUUAAUGGAAACGGUACCUCAGCAAAACGUUCAUGCUCGACAGGGUUGGAGAAGCAUGAUAAGUGAUCUCUGUAACGGUGAAGACUCGAUUUUGACAUUCAGUAAGAGAUUAGAAAUAUGCAUGGAUUCUCGAAUGUAAACCAUCUAAUUAUGUUUCUUUUCCUUUUACUUUUUGUUCCUUUGUCAAACCUAAUGAUGAAAUUUUGAUUUGUUUUACCGUGGUUGGAUAAUAAUCAAAGGUGUACUUAUUAUAAUA